Molecule: messenger RNA, 2382 nt
Organism: Pieris napi
Lineage: Eukaryota; Metazoa; Arthropoda; Insecta; Lepidoptera; Pieridae
Gene: Hinfp
Product: histone H4 transcription factor
Exons: 8
Coding region: 321-2348 (675 amino acids)
Biological process (GO): regulation of DNA-templated transcription
Molecular function (GO): RNA polymerase II cis-regulatory region sequence-specific DNA binding; DNA-binding transcription factor activity, RNA polymerase II-specific
Source: RefSeq, a predicted model, not a curated record
UUUUUGAAGUUUUGAACUUACAAGUUACAACUUACAACUACUAAGUUGUGAGGCAUAAAUAAUGUGAUAGUUUGUAAUUCUAUAAUUAUAUUUUAUUCUUAAGAUUAUAAUAUAAUAAAUAAAUGUAGAUAAAGGUCGAUGUAAGAAUUAUGUAUUGUUUAGAGCUCUGUUAGCGUUCAAAUGGUCAAAUACUUCUAGUUUUCCCUUAUUAUACUAAUAAUUUCGCGCCACCAACCCCCAACAUCUCAAUUAUUACGAACGAAAGUGAAAUAUUUCUUUCCCUUUUGGUUUAAGAUAAGGCUAAACUAUCAAAAUUAAUAAUGGAUGAACCAAUAGUAAAAUCAUUAAACACAAAAGAUAGAAUUACCCGAUGUAUCGAUUGGUUAAAGGAACAAAAUAACCCAAAGAAGCUAUCCUUGCAAAAUAAGAAUGAUAUUCAGUUUAUAAUAGAGACAAAUGCUCAUAGGAAGAAAUUUUUUCUAACAGCUGAAGAUGAUGCAACAGUACCUGUUGGUGUUGGUGAAGUUGAAUUAGAGCCAAGAAAUGUGCCUGUCCAAAAGUUAAGACAUGAAAGAUUAUGUUUAGAAUGUGAAUGGCCUUCAUGUCGGGAAUUCUUCUCCAACUAUGUGAUGUUUCAAGCUCAUGUUAGAAUGCAUAUCUCGGAUGUACAUAUUACUAAAAUGGAUGGAAAUGUUUUCUAUCACUGUCUUUGGGAUGUAUGUGGACACAAGUCAUCAGACCGAGAUCAAAUUAUACGACACAUCAAUUAUCAUGCAUAUCAUGCUAAGUUACUUGCCAUUGGCUUUAAUGCGAGAGCGACGUUAAAGUUAGAGAGGUGUAAAAAGGAUUCAACCAAACGAAAUCAGUUACCGCCGCUAUUGGGUGACCACUGCUGUAUGUGGUAUCGGUGUACUCAAUAUUUUGAUUCUAUACAGGAUUUUUUAGACCACGUUCAAACGCAUAUAGCAUCAUGUUCGCGUGGUCAAGUGGUGUGCUCAUGGGCGGGAUGUGGGGCCGUAUUCGUUGAAAAAUCCCAACUUAGUCGACACAUGCGAGCGCAUACCUUGGAACGGCUUAUUGCUUGCUACCAUUGCGGAACGCAUUUUGCGCUCAAUAGAAAGUUGUCGGACCAUUUGUUGAGACAGAAUGUCGACCCCUCGGCCGGUCACAAAUGUUCGAUUUGCGGCGAAUUCUUCGCUAGCGAUUAUUUGUUACGCGAACAUGUCCGCCGUCACGUCUCCUGUUACGCGUGUUCAUUAUGUGAUAUGUCCCAACCAACGCCCGCUGACUUGGCACAUCACGUGAGGUACAGGCAUAUGGCCAGCGAGGACGUGAGACGGCAUGCUUGUCCGGAUUGCGAUUAUAAGGCAGUGACGAAAUAUGAUCUACGCGCUCAUAUAAAAAUUCACAAUCGUAAACGUAAGAAGUCUAGCGACUCAGACUCGGAUUGUGAAGUGAAAAAGCAAAAAAAUACAAGACAAUACAUUUGCCAUAUAUGUCCUGAUAAUAAACCGACGAUUUUUGCGAGAGGUACAUAUUUAACCACGCAUUUGGUUAAAGUCCAUGGAGCUCAAUGGCCGUGUGGGCAUAGUAGGUUUAGGUAUCAAAAAAGCGAAGACGGUAUGUUCAGGCUUACAACUACUAGAUUCGAAGUUUUAGAAGUGUCAAAGAAAAUCGUUGACGGUUGUCGCGGGCCCAACGCUACCCUCUCUAAUAAAUACGAAUUUAAUAUCAGAAAGGUAGCAGAUUGUACUGCAACUGCUCCAACGCGUUACGAAAUAAGCAUAAGAAAUGGCUUGAGACCAACAGACAACCAAGAGAAUACAAUUAAAAAAAUAUAUAAAGAAGAACAAAAGACGAAAAGUGAUACAGGAAGGAAAGAAUUUAAAAAAGAAGAAAAGCCUAAAAAGAAAACUGUCGCUCGGAAAAGAAUGAAGAAGGAAAAACAGCCAAUAGUAAAAAAGACUAAAUGUAAAGGUGUGACAGAAAAAGAGGAUAUAGAAGAUAAGGAAAGAUUAAUGGAACAAGGAACAUCUAAAGUAAAUGAACUUUUAAAAAAUGGCACAUUAGGAAAUCAUACAGAAGACUUAGAAGAUAAUCUUUCAACAGAGAGUAUAAUCAAUAAAUAUAAUGAAAUAUCAAAACAUGAACCUGAAGAUUACGAAUCUUCAAGUGAAGAAAAUACUGAAAUUUAUAUUGAAAGUAUGAAUAAAGAAAAUGAAUGCAAAGUAGAGCAAAUUGAGGAGCCAUUCAGUAACGCGUUGGAGAUAGAAAUGUGUGAUGUCGACGAACAAGGGAAUGUACUGAAUACAGAAUUUAUACAGUCUGAAAUUAUUUAUUCAUAUUAAAAAUAAAGAAAGUCAUUCCAAAAAAUAUAAAGUG